Cryptomeria japonica (Japanese cedar) is the source of this 1137-nucleotide messenger RNA. Its product is annotated as probable phospholipid hydroperoxide glutathione peroxidase. Gene Ontology annotation, molecular function: glutathione peroxidase activity. Gene Ontology annotation, biological process: response to oxidative stress. Bases 18 to 881 code for a protein of 287 amino acids. NCBI's taxonomy places the organism in Eukaryota, Viridiplantae, Streptophyta, Pinopsida, Cupressales, Cupressaceae. The record is from RefSeq and is a predicted model, not a curated record. The transcript is spliced from 6 exons.
GACAAACCCCAUGCCCUAUGCUUCCCCCGACACUAACGUGGCGCUCCUUUACCCUUCCACAUUUUAUGAGUCAUUCAUCUAUACAGGUCAUAGCAAACUCCUUGACAAACACCAGCCCUAUGCUUCCUCCGACACUAACGUGGCGCUCCUUUACCCUUCCACAUUUUAUCAAUCUAGCAAAAGCUUUCUGUAUUCAAUAUAAACCUAUAAACAAGUUCAGUAAACCUCACAACUUCUACACUAUAGCUCACUGUAACAUUAAUCCACAUACAGGUUGCUUACCGAUCGAUUCAACAGUACCCACUAAAAGAAAUUAUCCACUCCCAAUUGGGUUCUCUCUAUUUUCUUCUACCACCAACUUCUCUACCAUGGGUGGCAGUUCAUCAGAAGGGCAUGCUAAUGUCCAUGAUUUUACGGUCAAGGACAUCAGGGGCAAUGAUGUGGAUCUCAGUAUUUACAAGGGCAAAGCUCUACUUAUUGUCAAUGUUGCUUCUGAAUGUGGAUUAACUACCUCUAACUACAAGGAGAUGAAUGAAUUGUAUGCAAAGUACAAGGAUCAAGGCUUGGAAAUAUUAGCCUUCCCAUGCAAUCAGUUUGCAGGAGAGGAACCAGGUGACAAUGAGCAGAUUGCAGAAGUGGCAUGUACUCGUUUUAAAGCAGAAUUUCCAGUAUUUGAGAAAGUUGAGGUCAAUGGUGAUAAUGCAGCUCCUAUUUAUAAGUUCUUGAAAUCAAGUAAAGGUGGCUUUUUGGGUGAGAAGAUUAAGUGGAACUUCACCAAGUUUCUGGUGGACAAAGAUGGAAAUGUGGUUGAUCGAUAUGCUCCAACCACAUCUCCCCUGAACAUUGAAAAACAUAUCAAGAAGCUCCUAGGAACUGCGUGAUUCUUCAGAAUAAAAAACAGUACCGCACUUCUACAGUGCCCACAUAGUGCUAAGGAAUAAGAUGCAGAAAUCCAUUAAGAUGUUGUUUAUUUACAGAACAGGACUAAGUUGUAAUUGCUUAAAAUUCCACUUUUUGUUGUGGUGCUAUGAAUCUCGUUUCUUUCACAUGUUUGAACUACACCAUAAAUAAGUAUUGUAUUCCAAAUCCCAUCAUAUAUUUUCUCAGCAUAAGAGUAAUUUAAUUUCUUAAGGAUCA